Messenger RNA from Beta vulgaris subsp. vulgaris (sugar beet), 3398 nucleotides. Its product is annotated as ribosome assembly protein 1. Gene Ontology annotation, cellular component: cytosol; ribonucleoprotein complex. The record is from RefSeq and is a predicted model, not a curated record. NCBI's taxonomy places the organism in Eukaryota, Viridiplantae, Streptophyta, Magnoliopsida, Caryophyllales, Amaranthaceae. Gene Ontology annotation, biological process: cytosolic ribosome assembly. The transcript has a single exon. Gene Ontology annotation, molecular function: ribosome binding; GTPase activity; GTP binding. Bases 143 to 3223 code for a protein of 1026 amino acids.
UACACGAGUAUAUUAUAAAUACUGUAUUCUCAGCUAGAAGUUUACAUCAAAAUUCUCCAUAUUUUAUCAAACACUUUCAAGCAAAUUUCCUCAAAUCUUCAAAUUUUCCCCAAAUUUUCUCUCUCUCCAACCUCCCACAUUAAUGGCGGAUUCGCAAGAAAAGCUAAGGAACAUCUGCAUCUUAGCUCAUGUCGACCAUGGAAAAACAACACUUGCCGAUCAUUUAAUUGCUUCUUGUGGAGGCGGUGUUUUGCACCCUAAACAAGCAGGUAAAUUAAGGUUUAUGGAUUAUUUAGACGAAGAACAAAGAAGAGCAAUUACAAUGAAAAGUUCCUCAAUUUUACUCGAAUAUAAACAACAUUCAAUCAAUUUAAUAGAUUCACCAGGUCACAUGGAUUUUUGUAGCGAAGUUUCAACUGCUGCUCGAUUAAGUGAUGGUGCGUUAGUUUUAGUUGAUGCUGUUGAAGGUGUUCAUAUUCAAACUCAUGCUGUUUUAAGACAAGCUUGGGUUGAGAAACUUACACCAUGUUUAGUUCUUAAUAAGAUUGAUAGGUUAAUUUCUGAAUUAAAGAUGACUCCAAUGGAAGCUUAUAAUAGGUUGUUGAAGAUAGUUCAUGAAGUAAAUAAUAUAGUUAGUGCAUAUAAAUCUCAGAAAUAUUUGUCUGAUGUUGAUUCUAUUAUUGCUGUGUCAUCUGGUGAUUUGGGGGGUGAUGAGAAUCUUGAGUUGAUUGAAGAUGAUGAAGAAGAGAUGUUUCAACCUCAGAAAGGGAAUGUGGCUUUUGUUUGUGCUUUAGAUGGAUGGGGUUUUACUGUGGGUGAAUUUGCUGAGUUUUACGCUUCGAAAUUGAAGGCGAGUACUGCAGCAUUGAAGAAGGCGUUUUGGGGUCCUAGGUUUUUUAAUCCUAAGACAAAUAUGAUUAUGGGGAAGAAAGCAAUGGGAGGAGGAAAUAAGCUUCGUCCGAUGUUUGUUCAGUUUGUGUUGGAACCUUUGUGGCAGCUUUAUGGAGCGGUUCUUGAGCCUGAUGGUGAUAAGGGGAUGAUAGAGAAGUUGAUAAAGGCGUUUAGUUUGUCAGUGCCAUUACGCGAGCUUCAAAAUAAGGAUCCUAAAACUGUUCUUCAAGCUGUAAUGAGUCGUUGGCUUCCGCUUUCGGAUACUAUUUUGUCGAUGGUUAUUAGGUGUAUUCCUGACCCAGUUUCGGCUCAGUCAUAUCGAAUUCCCCGUUUGCUUCCAAAGAGGGAAGUUGUGGAGGAGGUAGCCAAGUCUGAGGUGUUUUCAGAGGCUGAAUUUGUGAGGAAGUGUGUGGAAAAUUGUGAUGCGAGCUCUGAAGUACCUACUGUUGCAUUUGUUUCUAAGAUGUUUGCUGUGCCUAGGAAGAUGAUUCCUCAAAUGGGUCCAGAUGGGGAGAUUUUGAAUGUUUUCAUUGAUGAGAAUGGAAAUAGUACGGAAUCAGAUGAAUGUUUUCUCGCGUUUGCUAGGAUUUUUAGUGGAGUUAUUACUUCAGGACAGAAGAUUUAUGUUCUUUCUGCUUUGUAUGAUCCACUGAAAGGGGAAACCACGCAGAAGCAUUUACAGGAAGCGGAGUUACAGUCAUUGUAUCUGAUGAUGGGCCAGGGGUUAACACCUGUUGCAUCUGCCAAGGCUGGAAAUGUGGUAGCUAUACGAGGACUUGGACAUCAUAUCUUAAAAAGUGCAACCCUUUCAUCGACUAAGAACUGUUGGCCUUUCUCGAGUCUGAUGUUUCAAGUUUCACCAAUGCUAAAAGUUGCCAUUGAGCCCUCUGAUCCAGCAGAUAUGGGUGCACUCAUGAAGGGCUUGAGGCUCUUAAAUCGCGCUGACCCAUUUGUGGAGGUUUCAGUCUCUUCUAGGGGGGAACAUGUGCUUGCUGCUGCAGGAGAGGUGCAUCUUGAGCGGUGCAUAAAGGAUUUAAUGGAUAGAUUUGCCAAGGUGAGAUUGGAAGUCUCUCCUCCUCUUGUCUCUUACAAAGAGACUAUUGAGGGUGAGGGACCUAGUUCAUUAGACAAUCUGAAAGUUUUAUUUGGAAAUACUGACUAUGUUGAAAAGACUACUUCUAAUGGAAGGUGCACUGUUAGAGUACAUGUUAUGAAGCUUCCAAAUGCACUUACUAAGUUGCUCGAUGAGAAUUCUGAUACGCUUGGGGAGAUUAUUAGUGGUAAACUUGGUCAGACCUACACGCAGUUGGAGUCCCAGAUAGGUUCUGUUGCUGAAGAUGCACAGCCACUUGAAGCACUCAGGAAACGCAUAAGGGAUGCAGUGGAAAGCGAUUUAGUUUCUGCAAUUGGUGAAAAUGACUCGGAUAAGAUUCAGAAGUGUAAGCUUUUAUGGGAGCAGCUUCUUGAGAGGAUUUGGGCUCUUGGUCCGGGGCAGGUUGGCCCUAAUUUACUUAUUACCCCAGAUUCUCAAGAAAAAAGUACAGAGAAUUCAAUAAUUGUCCCAGGAUUCUCCCAUGUAUCUGAAAAACUGGGGUUUAUAGAUGGUGCUAGAAGUUCUGAUUCUAUUGAGGAGGCAAAUCAAGUGCUUUAUGCGGAAGCUUCUAGUCUAGCAAGUAGUGUGGUAUCUGGAUUUCAAUUUGCUACUUCAGCUGGUCCUUUAUGUGAUGAACCUAUGUGGGGUUUGGCCUUCCUUGUUGAGGCUUAUAUUUCUCCAGCAGCUGUCCAGUCAAGCGAGUCUGAAGAUUCUGAGCAUGUAAUUGAGCAAUGUGGCAUGUUCACUGGUCAAGUGAUGACAGCUGUUAAAGAAGCAUGUAGAGCUGCUGUACUUCAGAAAAAACCUCGUCUGGUUGAAGCUAUGUACUUUUGUGAGCUAAACACUCCAGUUGAACAUCUGGGACCCAUGUAUGGCGUGCUUGCUCGAAGGAGAGCUCGAAUACUGAAAGAAGAAAUGCAGGAAGGUUCUCCUUUGUUCACAGUACAUGCUUACCUGCCAGUUUCAGAAAGCUUUGGUUUUGCUGAUGAGCUUAGAGAAGGGACUUCCGGUUCCUCAAGCGCACUUCUUGUUCUUAGUCAUUGGGAACAACUUAUGGAGGAUCCCUUCUUUGUUCCUAAGACAGAGGAAGAGAUUGAAGAGUUUGGAGAUGGUUCGAGUGUCCCUCGGAAUACAGCUCGAAAACUCAUUGAUGCUGUGAGGCGAAGAAAAGGACUUCCUGUAGAGGAAAAAGUUGUCCAACAUGCAACAAAGCAGAGGACCUUGGCUCGGAAGGUAUAAAAGUUGCUGCUUGUAGCACUUAUAGGAGAACAAAACUUGAUGUAUUUGUGUGUUUUAGAAUUAACGAUCAAUUCCCUAAUUUUGUUAGAUAUAAUUUUGGUUACAAGAGCUUAAAUUUUUUAUGUUCUUUUACGAAAAAGUUGAAUAUAUGUAAGAUAUUGUGUUUUGUGAUAAA